Archocentrus centrarchus (flier cichlid) is the source of this 2518-nucleotide messenger RNA. RefSeq names its product ninjurin-1-like. Lineage: Eukaryota; Metazoa; Chordata; Actinopteri; Cichliformes; Cichlidae. The transcript has 3 exons. The coding region runs from base 270 to 707 and encodes 145 amino acids. Gene Ontology annotation, cellular component: membrane. Gene Ontology annotation, biological process: tissue regeneration; cell adhesion. The record is from RefSeq and is a predicted model, not a curated record.
CAUCCGCAUUUCACUGUACGUGUGGUGUAAUAGCCCCAUAAAUAGUCGCUGGUGAAUAGCCAGCCCUCCUCAUAGCCCUGCGAUCAGUCCCCAGCUUUUUUGAGGACAGCCGCCCUCCUUCUGUAGGCGCGGUAGUCUGGUGCUAUUCUCCCAGCUUCCUCGCGUUUUUAUGAACUGUUCGAGUCUGUAACCACCGACUGCACCAGCGACUUUCUGACGGCCCACGGUGGAGCUACGGGAAUAGCCUGUUGGGGAGAUAUUAACAAAUAAUGGCUACUGAAAACUUGGAAAUGACCAGUGAUGCUGACCGAAACGGCGAGGUUGAGGCCCCGCUGCGGCACAAUGGGAGGAGGCAGCAGAGACCCCUGAAUAUGAACAACUAUGCCAAUAAGAAGAGUGCAGCAGAAAGCAUGCUAGAUGUAGCUCUGCUCAUGGCUAAUGCCUCCCAGCUGAAGGCGGUGAUAGAGCAAGGUCCAAACUUCACCUUUUACGUGCCCCUCAUUACUCUCAUUAGCAUCUCUCUCAUCCUGCAGAUCGUAGUCGGAGUUCUGCUCAUUUUUAUUGUUAAGUGGAAUCUGAAUGAUGAAAGCAAUCACUACAGGCUGGACAUCAUGGAGAACGUCUCCACGGCUUGCGUCUUUGUCAUAGUUGUCAUCAACGUCUUCAUUACGGCCUUCGGUGUCCAGCAGCCCAGCUCGAGUGGUUGAUCAUAUUUUUACAUGAUUUUCAACACCUCCUGCUCAAUUUACUAAAGACAGACUUCCAGAGAGGAUCCAGCAACAGAUUUAUUCACCAAACUGGAUGACGUGCAGCUGUAUUUUCAUUUCUGUAAUUCAGUCUACCAGGUCACAGGAGACCCAGCGUACCUGGAGGAUCAGGUUACAGUGCAUUGUCUGCUGUGUGUGUGUUGGAGGAGUUCCUUGCUUCUCUGACCAUGGCCAUUCAUGGACACCUUGUAUAGUUCAGUUCUUAUUUUAUGUGGCUGUUCACUAGUCUGUUACCUCUUCUCAUGCUCAGGUUACUGAUGCAAAUAAACGACUGCCUUUACGCAUAAAACAAACAUCAGGAGCAAUAGUCACAAUCACUGUGAGGGUUUCCUGAACAAAAGAAGAUUUCCUGCUUUUAUUUUGAAGUUUUUCUACAUGUUAGUUGUGCCUUCAUGUUAUUUAAAAAAAGAACAAACACAAUCACCACCGCAUAAUCCAAAGAAAAUUCUUGAUGGUGGUUAGUGCAUCAUGGUUCAUCUUGUUGCUGCAAGAAGUAUUAUAAACUUAGUUUGUGUUGGCUGAUUAUUUCUUUGUCGUUUGCUUCCUGGCAAUAAAUUUUAUACAGUUGGAAAACCUGUUUCCCCCCCGUAAAUGCUGCUCAAUCCAUAUUUGUCAGGAAAAUGUGGGUUGAGCAGCAGAGUUGAGUAUGUGGGUUGUGCAGAGUCUUCUCUGCCAGUGGCAAACAGCUUAUUCUGCUAUUGACUUCUGUUUUGAGCUUCUGGUACCUCAGGUGCUGACAAUCACACUUGUCAUCAUUGGAGGCAAUCUUGAUGCAGAGUGAUAUCGAGGCUGUGUCUGGUUCUUCCACAUGCUACUGAGCCCCCUGUUUGUUGAGUGAAUAAACUGUUAAAUACAAUAAAUUACACCAAACAAGAGUCCAUAGCAGAAUAAGCUGUUUUCUCGAUUUUCAUGGGCAUGACCCACAUGCUCAACUCUGCUGCUCAACCCACAAAUAAAUUUUCCUUACAAAUAUGGCACCUUUAAGAGGAAAUAAACAGGCUUUCCAACAGUGUAAGACUUAUUUACAAGAAGCAUUGUUACAACAAAGAAAUAACCAAACACAAAUUUUCUUACUUUUUAUGCCGUUUAUAUAAUAAAACAGCUUUACUGUUUACUGUUCCCUGUAUGAUUACAGGGGGCCUUACCUGCUUUAUUUUUAAGUGCUAUGCAAAGUUUAGUGUUUAGCCUCUUCAGUCAAGAUAGAGGAAUUUUUGUGGUUAAAAAAACUUCAUCCUCUGUCUGCAUGAUUCUUUUUAAGUAGGAGAUGUCAAUAAAUAUUACAGUACAAGAUAUAAUAAUAGAAAGUGAUGCACACAGCUGCGUACACGGUGACCAGAGAGAAUAAUAUUUAUCUCAGUACAUACACCAGCUCAUUGUUGACCCACCUAGGGUUCAGAGUUUUGGUUUAAUUUCCACCCCUUUCUUACAGAAUUUUCACCAGUAUGGAAAUAUAUUACAAAAAUAUAUUACAGUUGAUUUGAAAGGUUACAUCUUUUAGUUUCUGACCAUCUGCCUUGUUAGCAUGUGGUUAAAGCAAAACCGAACACCAGCUCUUGAUGGGUCACCGGUGAUCAGGUGGAUGUUAAUAGGUUAAACUGAUUUGCCUUUAUUAGUCUGUUUCUGUUUGUUUAUUGUAAAUUACAUGGUUAUUUGUGUAAGGAUCAACAUUUUUCUUAGCUUUUAAUGUAUAAUCUCAUAUUACACAUCAUUUUUAAAAAUAAUUUGUUAUACAAAAUAAAACUACAAAACCA